AUGUCCCCAACCCCAGAAGGUGCUUUUACUGCCAAGCGCAACCAGACGCCUGCUGAUGGCCGCAGUGAGCCCCAUCAGCAAAAGCGCACGCGCAGCGAGGAGUCCCUCGGGGACACCCCUCCUGCUAAAGUACCUUCUCCAGCCCCCGCUUCGGGGUCGCUGGAAGAACCCCGGGUGCCGGCUGCAGCCGCCACCCCUGCACCAGCGGCCCCGGCUGACCCUCAGCCAGUGGCCGCUGCUGCCCAGGGUCGCGGUGCGGUUCUGCCGACGCCCGUGUCACUCGCCUCCGCACAGUCUGUGAAGGAGGCUCCACCCGCGUCACCCUCCCUUGCCGCUUCGUCGGAGUGGCGGAAGUGUCUCUGCCUCCAGGAGACACUGUUAGGAGCAUACGCUCGUCCUCCCCCACGCAAUUACAGUGCCAUAUACUCGCCACCAAAUCCCACACAAGCUUCUUCGGAAGUACACCACUCAAUCAGCAAGACAUCCAAACACUGGUACGCCAAUUGCCCCCACCCUUCCUAA
Messenger RNA from Eriocheir sinensis (Chinese mitten crab), 522 nucleotides. RefSeq lists its product as uncharacterized. The transcript has 4 exons. Bases 1 to 522 code for a protein of 173 amino acids. Lineage: Eukaryota; Metazoa; Arthropoda; Malacostraca; Decapoda; Varunidae. The record is from RefSeq and is a predicted model, not a curated record.